Effrenium voratum is the source of this 984-nucleotide messenger RNA. Lineage: Eukaryota; Dinophyceae; Suessiales; Symbiodiniaceae. The record is from the annotation of a GenBank genome assembly.
AUGCUGAGUGGCGCUUUUGCUGGCGUACAGGUGCUGGCGCAUUUGCUCUUCAAGCAGCCCGCCUGGCUACCACAAGGUUACCUGAACCGCAGCGGCGCGCACUGUGAGAGUUGGCAGUGGCAGCAAGGCCUCAGCUGCUGGCAGGGCGAACUCUUCCUCGCCCAUGACGAGAAUGUGCUGGACCGCCUUGUGAGCUGCUGUUCCGGCCAGACGCCGGAGAUAUGCUGGGCAGAAGGUCGUUCGGCCGUGGAGUGCUGCGCGCCGUUUCUGCCGCAGAUUUUGGGCCGGAUGCUUUACAACCGCACUGCCACGGUGGUAAGCACCACGCUGCGCCUGUCGUUCGCGGAGGUGAAGACUGCCAUGAGGCUGCUGUGGGCCUGUUUCGAGCACCUGCCGAAGGUGUUGCAGGAGCCGGUGCGCAACUCGGUGUACACCAUGCGUGCAAUGUGGGCGGUGCACACCCACAGCGCGGUACCUUUGGAGUUUGGGCGCAAGGACCCCUUGAAGUUGUCGGCCAAUAGUCGCCUGAGCUUCCAGCAGAGGAAGAUCCGGCUGGUGAAGGACUACAGUGUGCGGCAUGAGUGCGUGCUGAACAUCUUCACUGGGUCGUGCCAGGCUUUGCACGUACCCAUCUUUCCACGCCUCGGCAUGGUGCAAGGGCCAAGCAACCGCGAUGAGAGCCUGGACUUCUUGGGGGUCACCACAGGCUCGGAGAUUGUGUGCCCCAAGCACAGCUUCAGCUCUGCAGACUGCCCCUCCCGGGUCUUCACCUGCCAUGCGCUGCGCAGAAACUGGCAACGGCUGCGGCCCCUGCUGGACGAGGAGGUACAGCGAGUGGGAAGAUGUGCUGGAGACCGCUUGGUCCGCUGCAGAGCAGGGCGAGCACUUUGCCAUGGCGGACGUGGGCGCAGGGGAAUUCGGGCUGUGGGCGGUGCGCGCCGCCAAAGCCUUCCUGCGCAAGGCGCAAGACUGGCAGAGCUGUGA